AUGGCUCCCAUCGCAGUUGAGCCCGUCCUGCCCGUUGCGGCACCGGUCAAGACCGCCAGCACCAUCGUCGCCAAGGGCACCGCCAUGGAUGCCAUCUCGGACAUGGUCGACGAGGUCAACGUCUACCGCGGCCAGCAUCCCGAGGCACCGCAGCCGCAGUCGUCCGAGGACGAGGCAUGGCGCACCGAAGGCUCCCAGUUCGACUCGGACAAGGACAAGGCCGACUUCCGCCGAUACGAAGACGCGCUUGACCACGUCAAGGCCUUCUACAAGACGCAGCACGAGAAGCAGACGGUGGCGUUCAACAUUGCUGCGCGCGAACGCUUCCUCAAGAACCACCACGCCAGCAUGACCGUCUGGGAGGCCAUCGAGAAGCUCGACACGCUCGUUGACGAGUCGGACCCCGACACGUCGCUCUCGCAGAUCCAGCACCUGCUGCAGACCGCCGAGGCGAUGCGUCGCGAUGGCAAGCCCGACUGGAUGCAGCUCACGGGUCUCAUCCACGACCUCGGCAAGCUGCUCUGCUUCUUUGGCGCCGAUGGUCAGUGGGACGUUGUCGGCGACACCUUCGUCGUCGGUUGCGCACCCGAGGGCACCGUGUACCCGCACACGUUCGAGAACAACCCCGACUUCCACGACGAGCGCUACAACACAAAGUACGGCAUGUACGAGCCCAACUGCGGCCUGCAAAACGUCAUGCUCAGCUUUGGCCACGACGAGUACCUCUACGAGAUCGCCAAGCGCGAGUCUACGCUCCCACAGGCGGCACUCGACAUGAUCCGAUACCACAGCUUCUAUCCAUGGCACCGCGAGGGCGCCUACCGCCACCUCUGCACACCCGAGGACGAGGAGGCGCUUUCCAACGUCCUCGCCUUCAACCCGUACGACCUCUACUCCAAGUCCGACUCGCCACCCGACGCCGUCGCCCUGCGCCCGUACUACGAGAGCCUCAUCGAAAAGUACUUCGGCGGCAAGGACCGCAAGAUCCAGUGGUAG
Molecule: messenger RNA, 996 nt
Organism: Moesziomyces antarcticus
Lineage: Eukaryota; Fungi; Basidiomycota; Ustilaginomycetes; Ustilaginales; Ustilaginaceae
Product: myo-inositol oxygenase
Exons: 1
Coding region: 1-996 (331 amino acids)
Biological process (GO): inositol catabolic process
Cellular component (GO): cytoplasm
Molecular function (GO): inositol oxygenase activity; iron ion binding
Source: RefSeq, a predicted model, not a curated record